AACGCUGCCAUGCGUACAUAUGCUAUGUUGACAGUGUAAAAUGAAGGUAAAGGUGAGCAUACUGUUAUAUUGUUAUAAUUAGCCCUAUAGAAACUACUUUAGUAGAGGGGCGUGAAGUUGCUAUCGUUGGAAUUUGGGCCGUGGCAUAUUAAUGUCUGCCAGUGUGCUUUGUCAACGGGCGCUAAGGCUAUGGCACCUCAGAGGGUUAAGGACAAACUGUACUUCGAUUCAACACUUUCAUAGCAAAACACAGAAUGAAACUGAGGAACAACAGACAAAAAAGGAAGCAUUUCAGACAAAAGAAGCUUCCGUAUUGCAAUUGUACAAGCUGCAUUACAACCCAUCUUCAUAUCAUCACAAUGCAUGGAACUCUGCACCUUCCAUCAUUCAAACGGAUGAUGACGAGGAUGGAUGGAACAUCAGAACAGACACACAUUCCCCCUGGCAAGAGAGCAAAUCCUACAGAAUCAACCACCAGAGACACCUUUCCUGUAUACAAAACACAACUGACAAUUCAGCUUUAGACAACGACUCUGAAGCAGAGAGCUCCUCAUUGUCACCAGUUGAAGGAAAUGUUAUAUCUACAAAUUUUAAUGAACUUGCACGCAGUUUUCAAAAAUGUCGGCCACAGUAUGCUGACAUCACCAUAGAUCUCACCCAAAGGCCUCAGCAGAUUGAAUUGGAGGAGGCCUUCUCAGUGCUGAAAAGAGUUGGCAGUUCAAAAUCCUGCAUGAAACCAUCCCAAGUGUCUCACUUCCUUUUUGAACUCAGUCACUUGAAUCCAGACAAAAUGCCAUUGCUGAAGAGUAACACCCGAUUCAUCAUGCUUCUCCGAAACUCUGUGGAAAACCUGCCCCACUUCACUGACCUGGAGCUCCUGGAAGUGCUGCAGUCUUUUGUGUGGCUGGAUAUGUCAUCUGCCCACUCUAUGCUCUGGUUGUAUGAGACAGAACUAAAACGCAGAGUCAAACACAUGACUCUACACCAGUUACUGUUAGCUGCUGAUAUAUGGCGAUGUAUCGGCAGAAAAGUCCCCAAGUUUCUGCAGUGUUUAUAUGAGUUAGUCCCAUUAAAAAAAGAACAGAUAGGCAUCUCUGAAUUAAUCCAGUUGUUUUACAUAGUUGGAGAAGGACGACAUUGCCCCAAAAGCUUAAGUGAUCUUCUUGAGAAGCUUUUACUAAAUAAUUUACAAUUUCUACAUCCAGAAGAAAUUGGAAUUGUAUGCUUGGGGCUAUUUAAAUCUAAAACUCAAAUAUCUCACACUACGGUGACAUGUAUUGUUGAUAAGGCACAUUCUUGUGUAAAAGAAAUUAGUGACUUUGCCCUGGUCAACGUGAUGAAGUUGUUACGCUUCAGUUACAUGUAUCAUAUAGCUUGGAUGGAAGCAAUGGAAGAGGAAGUUCCCCGUCGGGCUCCUGAAAUGUCUAUCCCUGGAAUGAUGCACGUGGCCUUGACCUGUUCAUCAGUACAUUAUCGCAACAGUCACAUUCUUACCGCUAUUGCAGAACAAAUUCCCUCACUAGCGCCACACUGCAGAACUAAAGACACAUGCAAACUGCUUUGGGCUUUUGGCAACCUUAGGUUUUACGCAGAUAAGAAAUUAAUGUUCUACUCCACCCUGAUAGAAGCCAUGAGGCAAAGAAAGGCAGAGUUUCGACAUUAUCCUGAGCAUCUCCUUACUGGUCUCCUAGGCCUGGUCUUUGUGUCACAAUUCCCAAGGGAUCUAAUCACAUUAGUUUUGAGUCCUGAAUUUGUCAAAGUAGCACUUAAUAAUCCAAAGCUGGACCUGAAAAAUGACUUGUUCCUUCUGGAUGGAGCCGUGGCUCUGGAAUUUCCCCGGUCGACUGGUCCUAGACUUUGCCCGAAACUGAGGAAGGAGGCUGCUGAGCAGUGUUUGGCAUUUGCUCAGUCCCAUUCUUACCACAGACCUGAGGUUCUGGAGGCAGAGUCUGUUCUGCAAGAGCUACUUGGAGGAGAGCAAUUUGUGCGGAAGACAAUGAUUUUGCCCUUCACCCGUACAAUUGACCUGGAAGUACAUCUCGACUCCGAACAUCGACAGAUACCCAUUAAUCUCACUUCCAACUCCAUCGACUUAAAUCCUGAAAACAGUGCACCUAAAUCGUCUGUAAGCCAAAGUCGGGAGACGACAUUCAAAGAAGUAAGUGUAACUGAGAAACUUAUAGAACAGCUAACGCUCUCUAAAAGCUCCUCAAAACCGGCAACCUCAGCUCCAAAAGAUCCCACAAGUGACUUUAAACAAACUCUUCCAAAUGUCAGUGACCCAGGCCAAGCAACACGUGAUGCUAAAGGUGUUGUAAAACUUGCAAUCCAGGUCUCCAACAAGAAUCACCACAUCAUUAAUUCGUACAGCUUUUUGGGCAUUCAUGCACUGAAAAGGCGACUUUUGAAGUUGGCCGGAUACAGAGUUGUCGAGCUCAUCUACCCCGAAUGGACUCCAUUGUUGAAGAAAAGCAGGACUGAAAGGCUGAUUUAUGUGCACUGCAAAUUAUUCCAGAAUACUGAGAAACUGAACUAAGAAUCAAACAAACACAAAUACUAUGAGGACGAUGCGGUCUGCCUGACUGAUUUGUGUUAAGUGGAAAAAAAAUAGACAGAUGUUGCUUUGUGGAAUUGUAAUAUGUAUAAGCGUGUAAAAUACUCAUUAAAAUAUUUAAUUGCA
This is a messenger RNA of Cynoglossus semilaevis (tongue sole), 2680 nucleotides long. RefSeq names its product FAST kinase domains 5 (gene fastkd5). Gene Ontology annotation, cellular component: mitochondrial matrix; ribonucleoprotein granule. Gene Ontology annotation, biological process: regulation of mitochondrial mRNA stability; mitochondrial RNA processing. The record is from RefSeq and is a predicted model, not a curated record. Gene Ontology annotation, molecular function: RNA binding. Bases 152 to 2536 code for a protein of 794 amino acids. The transcript is spliced from 2 exons. Lineage: Eukaryota; Metazoa; Chordata; Actinopteri; Pleuronectiformes; Cynoglossidae.